Molecule: messenger RNA, 597 nt
Organism: Penicillium roqueforti
Lineage: Eukaryota; Fungi; Ascomycota; Eurotiomycetes; Eurotiales; Aspergillaceae
Product: mitochondrial 54S ribosomal protein mL59
Exons: 2
Coding region: 1-597 (198 amino acids)
Cellular component (GO): mitochondrial large ribosomal subunit
Molecular function (GO): structural constituent of ribosome
Source: RefSeq, a predicted model, not a curated record
AUGUCGGUUUCGAAGCAGACGGGCACAUUGUUGGAAAACCUUCCUCAACGCCUGGUAAAUUUCUUCGCUCGGUAUCCUCCACAAACCCACUCCGCAGCUGUCCGCCGUCCUGCCCCUGCGAACGGAGAGGGCUAUGUACCAAUGAAGGUAGAAUCCCCUUACACACCAGAUCGCGAUGCCAAGGGUGCACCAGGAGAGAAAAAGCAUGGCUGGACUCCUUCACGAGCACUCCUCGUGACCAGCAACGAUGUCCGGAAUCCAUUUCUUCCACACAAGCGAUUCGGCAAAUGGGAAGCACCGAAAUAUGGACUGCGCCAGCAAGCCGAUCUGAUGAAGCUGGCCAUCAAGUACAAUGUGGGGGCACUUCUUCCUCCUAGUCGCAAAUCACCUGAAUUCAAGGAGACACGACGUGCAGAGCGUGGUUUGCAGGUCAAGGGAACUGGUGUUGGCCAUAAGGUCAAGGGUCACAAGUGGGAGCGCACCAUGGAGUCACGUCUCGAGGACCGUCGCAAGGCGAUGGAGGCAAUGCCGGAGAUGGUCAGGAUGUGGAAGCAGAGAGGUCAUGGCCGCGGCUGGAGACAAUGGCCCAAGCGGUAA